Cheilinus undulatus (humphead wrasse) is the source of this 1534-nucleotide messenger RNA. It is a transcript of the gene aqp11, whose product is annotated as aquaporin 11. Bases 191 to 1006 code for a protein of 271 amino acids. The transcript has 3 exons. Gene Ontology annotation, biological process: transmembrane transport. NCBI's taxonomy places the organism in Eukaryota, Metazoa, Chordata, Actinopteri, Labriformes, Labridae. Gene Ontology annotation, cellular component: membrane; cytoplasm. The record is from RefSeq and is a predicted model, not a curated record. Gene Ontology annotation, molecular function: channel activity.
CCUCCGGGAUAACAAAGCAGCAGCACCCCAAUGCAGCCCAGGCGUCCAUCCGGCGCAGGAGGAGAGAAGCUGCGGUAAAGACAGCGCGCGGAGGCCGGAGAGGCGACUUUAACAGCCGUGUACUCAGUGGACUCCUCCCCCUGCUGCAGCCUCAAUCACUCCCCGACAGAAAACGUUCAGAGCCGGGAGCAUGUCUGCGGACGUGGCGGUGUCUCUGUCGGUGCUGGUGGGGGUCGUGGCUCUGAGCGAAGUGACCCGCAGGUUGUGUAGCAGAGCUCUCACGGACACCGGACUCAGUGUGUACGCCGUGGAGCUCGUUUCUACCUUCCAGCUUUGCUGCUGCACCCACGAGCUCAAACUGCUGUCAGAGGUGGGCGGGAUCGAGCCUCGCCUCGCGCUCACCUUCACCUACCUGGCUGCUGUGGUCCACGGGCUCACCUUCAACGGGGCCAUAGGAAACCCCUCCGGUGCGCUCGAGCACGCGUACCACGCAAAGCUCUCGUGCGGAUCCGCACUGCGGAGAAUCGCGUGCCAGUUCGCUGCUGCCGCUGCUGCACGAGCAGCGGUGCCGAUGAUCUGGGGUAUGGGUUUGUCAGGGCUGCACGUGAGGCACAAGCUCCUCGGGUUCCGGUGCAUCAGCCCCAUUCACGCGCCCCUGCUCACAGCAGCCACGGUGGAGCUCGGCUGUGCCUUUGCGGUUCAGAGUGCUAUCACGCGCACGAGAUCCGUGGAGGAGAAAUACCGCGUGCACGCUGUAGCUGCAGUCAUUGCCACAGUGGUUUAUGCAGGAGGUGGUAUGACAGGAGCCGUGUUUAACCCCGCGUUGGCCUUCUCCACACAGUUCCCCUGCAGUGGGAACUCCUUCCUGGAGUACUGCCUCGUCUACUGGGUUGGCCCCCUGCUGGGAAUGAUGAGCUCAGUCCUGCUGUUUGAUAAAAUCGUCCCAGUGAUGUCUGGGAAAUCAUCGUCUCUGCAUCUUCCCCUAGACUCAAAGAAGAAGACCUGAAAAUCACAGCACAGAUUUCAUACGGAGCACAACAUGAGCAGCACAUGGCAGACAGCCGAUCUCAGAUAGUACGAGUUAGAACCAGACAAACAGCACUAAUAUGCACUUUGAUAGACUUUAUUAUGGAUCAUCCUGAUGACAGGUGAGCUAUAGGAUGGUUUCACCUCACGAGCACAUGUUGGAAGUAAAACGGAAAGCUCAAAAAUUAAUUGAUGUUUAGUUUCUUUUAAACUAUACUUGUGAGGAAGGUGUCUGGAUAUAAACAAGUAACAAUUUUACUCUACGAGGUGAUUUGUUGUAAAUCAAAAGCAUAAAGGAGUUUCUUUCCAGUCAUUCAAGUAUCAGAUAUUUCAACAUUUUUAAAAAUCUCCUCUUAAAACCUUUACACAUUCAAAUGCAAAUAUUACAACAGUUAGUUUUGACCAUCUCAAGAUUAUGACUCAAACUUAUGAUUUUGACUUUUCAUUUUUUACUUUGACCUUUUCAACUCAUAAUUUGGACUUUAUAUGUCACAUUUUUAUCUUUUAG